GAAGGAGAGUGUGGAGCAACGUCGAGCGGCAACCACGUCUCAGACACUGGCCAGUCAUCGCCUCGUCAAGGUGUACACCGAUUGUUGUUCUCCUUAUCUUGCCCAGGCCUCUACAAUCGGCAAAUGUCUAUUUCGCUCUCCGUGUGAUAGACGUCCGGUCCCACUUUGCCGAAUAAAAUUCGCUAGGAGGGAAACACAAACAAACCAAACAAACAAAUAGGAUUUUAAACUUUCUUAAUUACAAUAGCCCCGGUUCGUGUGUGUGUUGUGUGUGUGUUUGUGUUUGUGUGUGCUCGAGUGUGUUUUUUUAUUUGUUUUGUUUUUUCUUCUCCAACCCCGUCAUGGAGUUGUUUGAUCGCACUUUUAUUUUACGUUCGCCAACUGGACGACUGUGAAAAUAACCUUUGUAAGAUAAAAAGAAUAACAGUGGACAAAAGGGAGUUGCCAAGGAGCCAAAGGGAAUUUUUGGCGAGGAAGCCAAUGAACAAAACGACGACGCGUACCCCCCUAGGUGGUGUGAUGGACUAAUCUAACACCUCGUGCGGUACAGUAGUCAAACUGCAGGCCGUUGCCAGACAAAAACAUAUUUUUUGUGGGGAGGGAGAACCGCCUACUCUCUACAUUCAGUGGCCGUCCAUUCAUUUCUGCGGGUUUCUCAUUGAAACAAUUGACAAUUUGUUUUUAUUUUCGGAAUUUUUGAAAUUCCGGUUGAUCGUCUGUUUUUCGCCCGCCUCACGAUGCGUGAAUCUGUGGUGGAUCAACUCGACGGUCCGGCAAGAGAGAAGGAGGAGGAAAAAAUUGCAGGCCGCCGCCCAGGUCUCUGGUUAUCAUCAGUGGUCAUCCGAGUGUUAUUGCUCUUAUCGCUCCCUGAUCUGGGCGGAUCUUCUUCGACCACCAACCGACUGCCCAAUCUCCACGCGACAGAAGUUAUAGCUCUGGUCAGGGGCGUGGCCGAACUACCUUGCGAUGUGACGACUCCCGAUCCUGAAGAUCCCGUUCGACUGGUUUUGUGGUACCGCUCCGAUUCCUCGACGCCAAUCUACAGUGUCGACACGAGAGACUCGGAUUUCGGUGUGGCCGAGCAGUGGUCCGGCGGCGAAAUUCUUGGGCAGCGGGCCACCUUCCGGGCGGAUCGCCAUCCAGCCGCCCUCAUCCUGACCAACGUCAAAGCCAAAGACGAGGCAUCGUACCGCUGCCGCGUCGACUUCCGUCUGGCUCAAACCCGCAACGCCCACGUCAACCUCACCGUCAUCGUUCCACCGAGACGGCCCAUCAUCGUAGCCAAAGAAGGCCAGCUGACCACCUCGUCUACGCUAGCUCCCAUGACAGCCGGCCAAGCCCUUUCGCUCUCCUGUGAAACAUCCGGAGGGAAGCCGCUGCCGCGUCUGGUGUGGUUGCGGGACGGCCGCGUGAUCGACGACUCGUUCGUGACGACCUUUGAGAACACGGUGCGCAAUGACCUGUGGUUGCCAUCACUUGACCGCAGUGAUCUGGACGCCACGCUAACCUGCGAGGCAUCCAACUCCAACUUGACAAUGCCCGUCUCGACCAGCGUCACCAUCGAUCUUCACAUGCCUCCGUUGAGCGUCCAGCUAUUGGGAGCCGAUCAACCGCUGUCGGCCGGCAAGGAGGUAACACUGACGUGUUUGGUCCUCGGCUCCCGCCCACCGCCCGUCCUCACCUGGCAACUGGACGACCGCGUCCUUAGUGAAAUGUCCGCCCAACCGACGCCGACGGCCGGUUGGAACGAAACCAAGGGCGUCAUCCGGUUCACCCCGAUGGUGGAAGAUCGCGGCAAACGACUCAGUUGCCGGGCCAAAAACGUCAACAUUAGCCGAGUGACUGAGACGGGCGUCGUCGUCCUCGAGCCGCCAGCCGGACAACACCACAGCGCCGGUUACUUUCCCGAGCACUACAAAGAGGACGCCAAACAUCUCGUCGUUUACGCUCGGCCGGAUGUGCAACUGACUCUCGGAUCCAAUCUAAUGGCCGCCAACAUCAAGGAGGGCGAUGACGUCUACUUUGAUUGCCGAGCCUCUGCCCUGCCACCCGUGACGCGUCUCGAAUGGUUUCACAACGAAAAGAAGCUGAGUCACAACAUUUCGGUGGGCAUCAUCACGACCAACCAGAGCCUGGUGCUGCAGCGCGUGAGCCGCCACAGCGCCGGUCGCUACCGAUGCUCGGCAACCAACCGUGAAGGGGAAACAGAGAGCGACGUCUUCCAUCUCAAUGUCAAAUAUGCUCCGUUCUGCCGGCCGGGCCAGCACCGAGUGUACGGCGUGGCGCGUCACGAGGAGGCCCGCAUCAGCUGCGACUUGGACGCCAACCCGUCCGGCUCGCUCCACUUUCGUUGGCUGUUUAACAGUUCGGCGGGCGUGAUCGAGUUGCCAGCCAGCACGUGGACGGCCGAAGGCAGCCGAAGCGUGGCCCGCUACCUGCCCAGCUCCGACCUCGACUUUGGCAGUCUCCUCUGCUCCGCUUCCAACAGCAUCGGCCAGCAGGCUGUCCCCUGUCUCUACCACGUUAUUCCGGCCGACAAACCGGACCCGGUGUCCAACUGCAGCGUGAGCCACCAGUCGUCCGAGUCGCUGCAGAUCGCCUGCAGCGAAGGAUUCAGCGGCGGGUUGCCGCAGAAUUUCCUGCUGGAAAUUUUCACGGCCGACGGGGCGCUGGCCGGCUCGGCGCCCGCUCCCCAGCAGGAGACCUCGUCGCAGCGGCCCUACCUGCCGGCCGAGCUCAAGACCUUCAACCAGACUUCCAUGAAGCCCGUCUUCAUCGUGCGCGGGCUGGACGCCGACACGACCUACGUCGGCCAAGUCACGGCCGUCAACGCCAAGGGCCGCAGCGAGUCGUUCGUCGUCCGCGUCGUCACGCUCCGCCUGCCCGAGACGCAGAAGAACGUCGGGCCGGGCAAAUCCGAAGUGGAUCCACCUCGACCGCAGCCGUCGUCCAGCAGCCAAAUCAGCCCGCUGGUGGCCAUCAUCACCGGUGUCAUUUCGGCCCUGUUCCUGCUAGCCUCGCUCCUGGUGGUGGCGCUGCGGCUCCAGUGUCGCCGGGCCCAGAUGAGGGCGGCCUCGGCGGCGGCCGUCGUCAUGUCGGCCUCGUCGGGAGCCCUUUCCAGCGGGCACCGAGGCUCGGUGGUGGGCGGGGCUUCCGGCGGAGGCUCCGAGACCCUGCUCCUGGUCAAAUCGGAACAGCUGCACUCGACGACGACGCCGCUCUUUAGCAACUCGACCGACUCGGACGAUCGCAAUCCCGAUCUCAUUCCUCAUCGAGACGACGGUGAUCGUCUGCAGCCAACGGCCGUGAUGUUGACGACGACGGCAGCGGGAGGUGGUCCCCCGCUGGCUGCCAUGUUGACCGACUUGCCUCCGCACUUCUGCACGCGCCAAUUAGGCGUUACGAUGAUGGGCCAGGGCUCCUCAGCCACGCUCGGUCGCGGUAAAACCCGAUGGAGAGGCGAACAGGACGAAUUUGUGAGCCAGUCGCUGGUUCACGUUUCGUCGACUCUACCGCGGCCGCCCCGACCUCCGUGGACCAAUUCCAGCAACCACCACGUCGGCAGCAGCGUGCAGCGCUUCAACGUGACGGCCCCGCCCUCGUCAGCUUCCUCGGCGGCAGCCGCCGCAGCGCUGGCCGCCAGCAAGAAGGAGAGCUCCGUCUGAAUGAUUGAAAGGAGAGAAAAAAAACCCCAAAAAAGCGGAGCGA
Daphnia pulicaria is the source of this 3708-nucleotide messenger RNA. Its product is annotated as nephrin-like. Lineage: Eukaryota; Metazoa; Arthropoda; Branchiopoda; Diplostraca; Daphniidae. Gene Ontology annotation, molecular function: protein binding. The record is from RefSeq and is a predicted model, not a curated record. Bases 738 to 3665 code for a protein of 975 amino acids. The transcript has 14 exons.